AUGAACAACAACCUGGAAUUCGCAGUACGCAACGAAGACAUCGAAGCACUCGAAACGCAGGAGUGGCUGGAAUCGCUCGAUGACGUGCUGAAAAGCGGUGGUCCGGCGCGCGUCAAAAGCCUUCUGCAGCAGCUUCAGAUGCACGCCCAACAAGCCGGCGUCUCGCUUCCCUAUUCGGCCACGACGCCGUUCCUCAAUACCGUGUCGGUGGAAGACCAAGCGCCAUUUCCGGGCAGCCGCGAGAUCGAGCGGCGUAUCAAAAGUCUGGUGCGCUGGAACGCCAUGGCCAUGGUGGUGCGCGCCAAUCGCCUCGAUCCCGACAUCGGCGGCCACAUUUCGACCUUCGCCUCGGCGGCGACGCUGUACGAAGUCGCCUUCAACCACUUCAUCCGCGGUAACGGCGGCGGCCAGCGCGGCGAUCAGGUGUAUUUCCAGGGGCACGCCUCGCCGGGCAUCUACGCGCGCGCCUUUCUGGAAGGGCGGCUGUCGCAGGAACAACUCGAAAACUUCCGCAACGAACUCAAACCCGGGGGCGGCUUGGCCUCGUACCCCCACCCGUGGCUGAUGCCGGAUUUCUGGGAGUUCCCCACCGUUUCCAUGGGGCUCGGCCCUAUCAUGGGAAUUUACCAGGCGCGCUUCAACUGCUACCUGGAAGACCGGGGCCUGCUGCAGCCCGACCCGCGUGCCAAGGUGUGGGUCUUCCUGGGCGACGGCGAGACCGACGAGCCCGAAGCCCUCGGCUCGAUCAGCCUGGCCUACCGCGCGAAGCUCAACAACCUGAUUUUCGUCGUCAAUUGCAACCUUCAGCGUCUCGACGGACCGGUGCGCGGCAAUGGCAAGAUCAUCCAGGAACUCGAAGCGGUGUUCCGCGGCGCCGGCUGGACGGUCAUUAAGGUCGUCUGGGGCAGCGGUUGGGACCCCGUAUUCGCCCGCGAUUACGAUGGCCGGCUGGCCAAACGCCUGGGCGAGAUCGUCGACGGGGAGUACCAGAAAUUCUCGGUGUCCGACGGCGCCUACAUCCGCGAGCACAUCUGCAACGGCGACCCCCACCUGCUGGACCUACUCAGCCAUCUUUCCGACGAGCAACUGCGUCGCAUGCGGCGCGGUGGGCACGAUCCCGAGAAGGUGUACGCGGCAUACAAGGUGGCAAUGGAAAACGACGAAGCGCCGACCGUCAUUCUGGCGCAGACCAUCAAGGGCUACGGACUCGGCGAAGGCGGUGAGGGGCGUAAUAUCACCCACAAGCAAAAGCUGCUCAACGAGGACGAAUUGCGCGAGUUUCGUGCCCGCUUCGGCAUUCCCAUCUCCGACGACACGCUGCCGGAGCGCCGUUCUAUCGCCCGCCGCCGUCAGGAGUCCGCCCCGCGCCUGCGCACGCCCCCCGAAUCGCUGUUCGAGGAGCUCUACCACGGCACCGGCAACCGGGCGAUUUCGACCACCAUGGCAUUUGUACGCCUGCUGUCCAAACUGCUGCGCGAGCGCGAUAUCGGCAAGCUGAUCGUGCCCAUCGUGCCGGAUGAAGCGCGCACCUUCGGCAUGGAAUCCCUGUUCCGGCAGUGCGGCAUCUACUCGCACAUCGGCCAACGCUACGAACCUGUCGACGCCGAUAGCCUGCUCUACUACAAGGAGUCCACCGACGGCCAACUGCUCGAGGAGGGCAUUACCGAAGCCGGCUCCAUGGCUUCGUUCAUCGCCGCCGGCACGGCCUACGCCACCCACGGCAUCAACACGAUUCCGUUCUUCAUCUAUUACUCCAUCCACCUGCUGGCCUAUCCCAUCCCGAACCUGCUGGCCUAUGACCCGGCGUUCGCCUACGAGGUCGCGGUCAUCAUCCGCGACGGCAUCCGCCGCAUGUACGAGGAACAGGAGAACGUCUUCUAUUACCUGACCGUAGAGAACCAGAAUUACCCGAUGCCGCCGAUGCCCGACGACCCGGCCAUCAAGGAGGGCAUCCUCAAGGGCAUGUACCGCUUCAAAACGGCGGAAAACCCGACGGCCCCGCUCAAGGCCCAACUCAUGGGUAGCGGCGCCAUCAUGAACGAAGUGCUGGAGGCCCAGCAGUUGCUCGCCGAACGCUAUCACGUCGCCGCCGACGUGUGGAGCGUGACCAGUUACAAGGCGCUGCGCCGGGAGGGGUUGGAGGUCGUCCGCUGGAACAUGCUGCAUCCGGACGAAACCCCUCGCCAGUCCCAUCUCAGCAAGUGCGUCGCUGACGCGCCGGGGGUGUUCGUAGCCGCUUCGGAUUACACCAAAACGCUGCCCGACUCGGUGGCGCGUUGGUUCCCCAGACCCCUCACUGCCCUGGGAACCGACGGUUUCGGACGCAGUGACGGCCGCAAGGCGCUGCGCCAUUUCUUCGAGGUCGACGCGCGCUUCAUCGCUUACGCCACCCUGCACGCCCUGGCGCUCGACGGGCAGCUAUCCGUUGAGGCAUUGCAGCAAGCCCAGCAGGACCUCGAGAUUGACGCCGAGAAGAUCAACCCAAUGAUGGCCUGA
Molecule: messenger RNA, 2496 nt
Organism: Geodia barretti
Lineage: Eukaryota; Metazoa; Porifera; Demospongiae; Tetractinellida; Geodiidae
Source: the annotation of a GenBank genome assembly